UUAUGUACUCGGUGAGAGUAGCAUGUUUGUCUCCAAGAGAUGUUUUAUUUUGAAGACAUGUGAUACCACCCUCUUGCUGAAAGCACUGGUUCCCCUAUUGAAACUUGCUAGAGGUUACAGUGGUUUUGACUCAAUUCAAAGCUUCCUUUAUUCUCAUAAGAAUUUCGGAGCUUCUCACCAAGGGUACCCACACCAGAAUUUCCAGAAAGAAAUACAGUUUCUUAAUGCAAUUUUCCCACAUGGAGCAGCAUAUUAUAUGGGACGUAUGAAUUCUGACUGUUGGUACUUGUAUACUUUAGAUUUCCCUGAGAGUAGGGUAAUCAGUCAGCCAGAUCAAACCCUGGAAAUUCUGUUGAGUGAGCUUGACCCAGCAGUUAUGGACCAGUUCUACAUGACAGAUGGUGUUACUGCAAAGGAUGUUACUCUUUCGAAUGGAAUUUGUGAACUCAUACCAGGUUCUGUCAUUGAUGCCACAAUGUUCAAUCCUUGUGGGUAUUCGGUGAAUGGCAUGAAAUUGAAUGGAACUUAUUGGGCCAUCCACAUCACUCCAGAACCAGAAUUUUCUUAUGUUAGCUAUGAAACAAACUUAAGUCAAACCUCCUGUGAUGACCUAAUCAGGAAAGUCGUGGAAGUCUUCAAGCCAGGAAAAUUUGUGACCACCUUGUUUGUAAACCAGAGCUCUAAAUGUCGCACCUAG
This is a messenger RNA of Myotis daubentonii (Daubenton's bat), 697 nucleotides long. Its product is annotated as S-adenosylmethionine decarboxylase proenzyme-like. The record is from RefSeq and is a predicted model, not a curated record. NCBI's taxonomy places the organism in Eukaryota, Metazoa, Chordata, Mammalia, Chiroptera, Vespertilionidae. The transcript has a single exon. Bases 23 to 697 code for a protein of 224 amino acids.